AGCUCGAUUCAUCCUCUUAGUCUUUACCUAAAGCUCGAUUCAUCGUCUAUGUCAGUUAUCAACUCGAUUUCAUCGCCUCCGUCGCAGAUCUGAGCUCCAAUUCAUCCUCUGAUCUCAGUUCGAUUUCAUCCCUUCCGUCGCACAUCUCGGGUUGAUUUAACUUUCUCCGUCGCACAGAUUAGGUCGAUUUGUCCUCCAUUAUUGCUCAGUUCGAUUUCAUUCUAUAUGUUGCAUAGUUCAUAUCAAUUUCAUCUCUACUCAAGUUUUUUCUGAGAUUUAUGUUAUCUUUAUGCGAUUUAGGUUCUCUCAAGUUUUUUUCUAUGAGAUUUAUAACUAGUCUCUCAAGGUUUUCUUUAUGCGAUUGUUUGGGUUCUCGGCAGCGAUAAAGCUAUUCUCGGUGGUGAGGGGGAAGCGUGUUAUUCAGAAUGUUUUAGUAUCUCUCUGGGUUAGAAAUUGUGCGUCUCUACCUGAUUCCUUAGAAUGGUUUUUGUUGUGUAAACUGAUGAUGAUUUCAUGCCCUCCAGGUGUUCGACGAAUUGCCUCAUUAUUGGUUGCUUGUUUCUUGACGUUGUUUGGCGUUCUGUAAGCUGAUUCCUAUUAGAUAUAUCUCAUCUGAUAUUAGUAUUACUAGUUUUAAGAAAAUUUUCAGUAGUUUCCUUUAUAUUGUUCUUUUAGUUCUUUUAGUUUGAGUUCUUUUAGUUCUUUUAGUUUCUUGACAUUGUUUGGCGUUCCGUAAGCUGAUUUCUUUUAUAUUGUUCUUUUAGUUCUUUUAUCUGAUUACGUUUUAGUUCUACUGAUAUUAUAUUGUUCUUUUGGCUUACUAAUGGAUGGAUUCUUUAUUCAGCUUAAGGGGUUAAGUUAAAUUGCAAUUAAGCAAUGGUUAGAGAAUGGGGUUCGAAGCAUGUUGGUGGUAGAGGCGCCGCCUCUGGUCAGAACAAUGCCAUAGAUCAAAUUGAAAGUUACGAAUGUAAAAUUUGUCUAAAGGUGCAUAACAACGAAAGAGACUACUUAUCGCAUCUUCACGCUCAUUUUCAAGAGAAAAAGUUCAGAGAUGAAAUGAAAACAGAGAACACUUCAGAUAAUGAUCUUUAUGAUUCAGAAUUUUCUGAACCUCCUGAUUUAAGUAAAUGGUUUCCGGACUAUGUCUAUGAAUCCCCGAUGUUGGAUACAUGUUAUGGUUUUGAAUUCUCUGACCUUAAAGAAAGUGAAAGUAUAAAGGAUUUGGAAAUUAAGAAAGAGACACCAACAAAAAUCGAUGACUUAGUCUCUUCUAAGAUUGAUGAUAUGACUGACUCGCAAGCUGCAUAUUCAGGUGAGCAAAUAUAUGAUGGAGCUGGACACUUUGAUUGUUGUGUUUCUUUUAUUGAUCUUAUUUCUUAAUCUACUUGUAUGUUUGUGUUGUUGGAGUAACAUAAGUUUGUUCUCUUUUGAUUCUUAAUACUCAUAAUGUUUGUGAUGUUUCUAUUUA
Arabidopsis lyrata subsp. lyrata is the source of this 1468-nucleotide messenger RNA. RefSeq lists its product as uncharacterized. Bases 877 to 1380 code for a protein of 167 amino acids. Lineage: Eukaryota; Viridiplantae; Streptophyta; Magnoliopsida; Brassicales; Brassicaceae. The record is from RefSeq and is a predicted model, not a curated record. The transcript is spliced from 5 exons.